AUGGCUACCGGUACUCCUGCGACGCCUCCUCCUGGAAGUGGCGGUGGCAGUGGCACUUCCACUGGCGGCGGCUUCCAAUUCGGCAGCUUCAUUGAGAAUCAGAUACAGGGAGGCAGAGGUGAGAUCCAGUUUGGUAACCCUUUCUAUCUUAAUCCAAACGAGAAUUUGUCUCAGUCGCUCGUCGGUGAGGCCCUGGAUGGUACUUACUACUCUAUGUGGAGUCGCUCGAUGCGCUUGGCGUUGAAAACCAAGCACAAUCUGGGUUUCAUUGAUGGGUCUAUUCCUGUUCCCCCAGCUGGUAGCGAUCUCUUUCAUUUAUGGUAUGGUUGUAACACAGUAGUUCUUUGUUGGAUUGUAAAUUCCUUGAAGAAGGAAAUUGCUUGGAGUGUUAUGAAUCAUGAGAAUGCUCGCAUUCUUUGGGAAGAGUUGAAGAGACGUUUUGGGCAACCUAAUGCGUUGCGUAUUAUCAAUCUAGAAGAUGACAUUCAUGCUUGCAAACAGGGUGAUCGUACAAUUACUCAGUACUACACAGAAAUCAAAGGGUUUUGGGAAGAUUAUCUGCAAUUCUCACCCAUUGUUCCUUGUCCUUGUGCUCCUAAUAACCCCAAUCCUUGCCCUGCUGUAGUUGCUUUCCAAACUAAGCAAGAGACAGACUAUCUGAUCCGCUUCUUAAGAGGGCUUAACAAGGAAUAUGAAGUUGUUAAGACCCAAUUACUCAUGAUGAAGCCUUUGCCCACUGUUACCGCUGCUGUUGAUGAUUUGCUCUUACAUGAACAAAAGCUCAAGGGGGAUCAGACUAGGUCUAAACACAGUCAAUCUGUUGCUCUGGCUGUUGGCAAUCAAUCUGGGAGGGAUCAGUACAAAGGGAGGCAGGAGGCAGGAUCAGGAAAGCUUUUUUGUCGAUACUGUAAGCGUACAGAUCACACCAUCAAAGAUUGCUGGAAGCUCAAGAAGAAGGAACAAGAGAAAGAAGGAUUUUCUGGCUCCAUUUCUACUGACAGUGCAGCACCUUCUUCUGAGAGUACUGGUAGCAUUUCUGAUGAUGGUUCUAGUCCUUCUAAGGGUGUGAAUGCCUUCUCCACUGAUGAAAUCACACGGCUUAAGACUCUUCUUCAGUUUGGCAUGGAUGCUGGGCCAUUAUCACCAGGUAGCUCACCAAGGAUUACCCCAAAAGCUUAUUCUGUGUCUCAAUUCUUACCUGCAUUUCCAAAUCAUGCUGGACCUUCAGACCCAGAAGAGCAUUGGUUUGGCAAAACAAAGUAA
Messenger RNA from Linum trigynum, 1263 nucleotides. The record is from the annotation of a GenBank genome assembly. Lineage: Eukaryota; Viridiplantae; Streptophyta; Magnoliopsida; Malpighiales; Linaceae.